This is a messenger RNA of Colius striatus (speckled mousebird), 2759 nucleotides long. RefSeq names its product exostosin glycosyltransferase 1 (gene EXT1). Gene Ontology annotation, molecular function: glycosyltransferase activity. Bases 261 to 2492 code for a protein of 743 amino acids. Lineage: Eukaryota; Metazoa; Chordata; Aves; Coliiformes; Coliidae. Gene Ontology annotation, cellular component: membrane. The transcript has 11 exons. The record is from RefSeq and is a predicted model, not a curated record.
CAUGCGGGGCGCCCCGCCGGGCCGCCGCCGGCCCGCCGCCGCCCGCCGCCCCUGAGAGACCGGCGGGGAGAAAGUUGCGGCGGUCGCCCACAUGCGCGGCCCCGGUCCGCGGCUUGGGGAACGGCGCCGAGCGGAGGUGGGCGAAGAGAGUUUGAAGCGCUCGCCGGCGGGAAGAUGGCGGAGCGGAGCUGAGAGCGGCGCCCGGCGAGCUCGGGCUGCCCCCGCCUUCCUCCGCAGCCCCCCGGACCCCCGCCGGACACAUGCAGGCCAAAAAACGCUACCUGACGCUGCUCUCCCUCGGCGCCUUCCUCACCCUGGUGGUCUACCUGGUAGUCGUGCGGCUGCAGCCGGACCGGCACCCGCCCCACGGUAGCCGGCAUGGCCCGCCGCCGCGCCCCGGCGCCGAGCGGCCCUGGCCCCGCUUCCCCGACGCGCUGCGGCCCUUCGCGCCCGCCGAGCGGCCGGGACCCGAGGGCGGCGGCGGGCGCGUCUCCCCCCGGCAGCGGCGGGACGCCAGCGCCGGCCUCUACCGCGGGCGCCGCUGCCGCAUGGAGUCUUGCUUCGACUUCGCCCAGUGCCGGAGGAACGGCUUCAAGGUCUACGUCUACCCGCAGCAGAAGGGGGAGAAGAUCGCCGAGAGCUACCAGAACGUCCUGGCUGCCAUCGAGGGCUCCCGCUUCUACACCUCCGACCCCGGGCAGGCCUGCCUCUUCGUCCUCAGCUUGGACACGCUGGACCGGGACCAGCUCUCCCCCCAGUACGUGCACAACCUCCGCUCCAAGGUGCAGAGCCUCCACCUGUGGAACAACGGCAGAAACCACCUGAUUUUUAAUUUAUACUCUGGCACCUGGCCCGACUACACUGAGGAUGUGGGGUUCGACAUCGGCCAGGCCAUGCUGGCCAAAGCCAGCAUCAGUACUGAAAACUUUAGACCCAACUUUGACGUUUCUAUCCCACUCUUUUCUAAGGAUCAUCCUAGGACAGGAGGGGAGAAGGGAUUUUUGAGGUUUAACACCAUCCCUCCUCUCAGGAAGUACAUGUUGGUAUUCAAGGGGAAAAGGUACCUGACGGGGAUAGGGUCAGACACCAGGAAUGCCUUAUAUCACGUCCAUAACGGAGAGGAUGUUGUCCUCUUGACCACCUGCAAGCAUGGCAAAGACUGGCAAAAGCACAAGGAUUCGCGCUGCGACCGAGACAACGCCGAAUACGAGAAGUAUGAUUACCGUGAAAUGCUGCACAAUGCCACUUUCUGUCUGGUUCCCCGUGGCCGCAGGCUUGGCUCUUUCAGGUUUCUGGAAGCCUUGCAGGCUGCCUGUGUCCCGGUCAUGCUCAGCAACGGGUGGGAGCUGCCGUUCUCAGAAGUGAUCGAUUGGAACCAAGCUGCAGUCAUAGGCGAUGAGAGAUUGUUAUUACAGAUUCCUUCUACAAUCAGGUCUAUCCAUCAGGAUAAAAUCCUAGCACUUAGACAGCAGACACAGUUCUUGUGGGAGGCUUAUUUUUCUUCAGUUGAGAAGAUUGUAUUGACUACACUAGAGAUUAUUCAGGACAGAAUAUUUAAGCACAUAUCACGUAACAGCUUAAUAUGGAACAAACAUCCUGGAGGGUUAUUUGUACUGCCACAGUAUUCCUCAUAUCUGGGAGAUUUUCCUUACUACUAUGCUAAUCUCGGUCUGAAGCCUCUUUCCACAUUCACUGCCGUUAUCCAUGCAGUAACUCCUCUGGUUUCCCAAUCUCAGCCUGUGCUGAAACUUCUGGUUGCUGUAGCCAAGUCCCAGUACUGUGCACAGAUUAUUGUUUUAUGGAAUUGUGAUAAGCCCCUCCCAGCCAAACACCGCUGGCCUGCCACUUCUGUGCCUGUCAUAGUCAUUGAAGGAGAGAGCAAGGUUAUGAGCAGUCGCUUCCUACCUUAUGACAACAUAGUGACAGAUGCCGUGCUAAGUCUGGAUGAGGACACGGUGCUUUCAACCACUGAGGUGGAUUUUGCCUUCACAGUUUGGCAGAGUUUUCCAGAGAGGAUCGUAGGGUACCCUGCUCGCAGUCACUUCUGGGACAACACUAAAGAGAGGUGGGGGUAUACCUCCAAAUGGACUAAUGACUAUUCCAUGGUAUUGACAGGAGCUGCUAUUUACCACAAAUAUUAUCACUACCUGUACACUCAUUACCUGCCUGCCAGCUUAAAGAAUAUGGUGGACCAACUGGCCAAUUGUGAGGACAUUCUAAUGAAUUUUUUGGUGUCAGCUGUGACAAAAUUGCCUCCAAUCAAAGUAACACAGAAAAAACAAUAUAAGGAGACCAUGAUGGGACAGACGUCCCGGGCCUCGCGCUGGGCCGACCCCGACCACUUUGCCCAGCGGCAGAGCUGCAUGAACACUUUUGCCAGCUGGUUUGGCUAUAUGCCGCUGAUCCACUCGCAGAUGAGGCUCGACCCUGUCCUCUUUAAAGACCAGGUCUCCAUCCUGAGGAAGAAGUACCGAGACAUCGAACGGCUCUGAGGAGCGCUGCGAGGGGCCGAGCCUCCCUCGCCCCUGCCCCGCGCGACCGCCGGCGCUGGACUCGGGCUGUAUGGCCCUGGCGAUGCCGAGCCUGGCGAUGCCAAGCCUGGCGAUGCCGAGCCCGGUGGGCUGCCGGCCUGCGCUGCCCGGACUGCGCCCACCUGCCCGGCACGCUGCUGUCGCUCGAGAAUAGGUCGUGUACAGUUUCAUUAUGGAACAUUAAAUAAUUAUUUUUGAAAUGAUUGCUAUGCAGGUUUAAACUUUUUU